UUGUUUCGUAAACGGCCAGCGUUGUCAAGAUUAUAAUCUAAAGAAUAGCAAAUAGUUCCAGAUUUCUGAGAGUACUUCGAAAGGCGCUGCUUGCAUCUUUAGCUUUCUAAAAGAAAACAUAAACAAACUGUAUGUUAGUUUGUACUACAACGACUGAGAUAAAGUAGAAAGAAAAUUAAAUUUAUCAAACAAUGUCGAAUUCAGACGAUCCAACAGAAAAAAUAGUAUUUAAGAAAAAAAGCAAAAACAAAUGUUUACGUCAACGAAAAAAAUCGUCCAGUGACAGUGAGCAAGAAGAUCCUGAAAUAAGUUCCAAAUUGGAAGAGCUUAAAACAAUCCAAAAAAUUAGAGAACGACAAAAAGGAGUAGACAUUGUAACCUUGGCACUUGGAGAAACAGCACCAAAAGAUCCAAUAGCUUCUGAUACGUUCCGUAUAAAAAUAGGAGGGAUGGUAAAUAUGGCUUCAUUGAAAAAUGCAAACUUGAAGCAAGAUACUUAUGAUACUUCUAUUGGAACACAGUUUAAUGCAGAAACAAAUAAACGUGAUGAAGAUGAGGAAAUGGUAAAAUACAUUGAAGAAGAAUUAGCAAAAAGGAAAAAUAAAACAUAUUCUGGAAAAAAUGAAGAAGAUGGAAAUCAUGAUAAUAUAUAUUGUUCACCAGAAGAAGCUGCUCUUCGAGCAGUUCCAGAAUACUUAAGACAAAGUACUUCACACAAAAGUGAAGAAAUGUUAUCAAAUCAAAUGCUCUCUGGUAUUCCAGAGGUUGAUCUUGGUAUUGAAGCUAAAAUACGAAAUAUUGAGGCAACAGAAGAAGCAAAAAUGAAAUUACUGUGGGAAAAACAUAAAAAAAAGGAUGCCCCAUCACAAUUUGUACCAACAAAUAUGGCAGUAAAUUUUGUGCAACACAAUAGAUUUAAUAUCGACGAUGCUGAUGUACAAAAAAGAAAACGAGAAGCUGCAGCUCAAAGAGAAGCAAAGAAUAGAGAAAAACGAAAAGACAAUGAUGAGAAAGCAACAGAUGAUUAUCACUAUGAACGAUUCAAAAAGCAAUUUAGAAGAUUUUAAAAUUUAGUAUUAUGUAUAUAAGAACCAACUAUUUCAUUAUAGAUUGUAAUAUAGUUAAUGAAAUUGUUAUUGUAAUUAAUUUUUAACAAUUAAAUUCAUAAUAAGUUUGAGU
Trichogramma pretiosum is the source of this 1179-nucleotide messenger RNA. Its product is annotated as telomere length and silencing protein 1 homolog. The record is from RefSeq and is a predicted model, not a curated record. Gene Ontology annotation, cellular component: spliceosomal complex. The transcript has 6 exons. NCBI's taxonomy places the organism in Eukaryota, Metazoa, Arthropoda, Insecta, Hymenoptera, Trichogrammatidae. Gene Ontology annotation, biological process: mRNA splicing, via spliceosome. The coding region runs from base 192 to 1067 and encodes 291 amino acids.